AUGCGAGAAGCUCUGCGGCAUCAUUGUCCACACCUCCCUACCAAGAUUUAUGACAAAACAGAGAAACCGUGUCUUCUCUCCGAAUAUACCGAGAACUACCCUGUCUAUCACUCUUACCUGCCCAGAGAGUCCUUCAAGCCCAAGAUGGAUUACCAGAGAGCGUGCACGCCGAUGGAAGGCCUGACCACAUCGAGGAGAGACUUUGGGCCUCACAAAGUGUUACCAGUGAAGAUCCACCAGCCCAACCCGUUCAUCCCAAGUGAAGAGAACAUGGAUCUGCAGACCACGUAUAAACAAGAUUACAACCCUUACCCCCUCUGUCGAGUGGAUCCCAUCAAACCUCGGGACAGUAAAUACCCUUGUGGGGACAAGAUGGAGAGCCUGCCUACUUACAAAGCUGACUAUUUACCCUGGAACCAACCAAGACGAGAGCUGCUUCGUCCACCUCACCACUACCGGCCGGCAUCAACCAAGUUUGAUAGUCGCACCACACAGCAGGACGACUAUUCCAUGAAGGGCCUGGUGAACACCAGGAGCUGUAAGCCUCCAGCUGUGCCCAAGCUCUGUAACAUCCCCCUGGAGGAUCUGACAAACUACAAGAUGAGCUAUGUGCCCCACCCCUUGGAGAAGCGCUUUGUGCAUGAGUCAGAGAAGUUCAGACCCUGUGAAAUCCCCUUUGAAAGCCUCACCACCCACAAAGAGUCAUACCGGGGUCUGAUGGGGGAGCCAGCCAAGAGCUUGAAACCUGCCAGGCCUUGUGGGCUCGACACGCCAUUUUCCAACACCACUGAGUUUCGAGAUAAGUACCAAGCCUGGCCGACGCCCCAGGUGUUCUCCAAACCUCCUGCCAUGUAUGUCCCUCCUGAAGAGAAGAUGGACCUUUUGACAACUGUGCAAGCCCACUACACGUACCCUAAGGGUGCCCCAGCUGAGUCCUGCCGACCUGUGCUCUCGGUCAAGAAGGGUGGCCGCUUUGAAGGCUCCACCACGACCAAAGAGGACUACAAGCAGUGGGCCAGCACGCGGACAGAGCCAGUCAAGCCCAUCCCCCAGCUGAACCUUCCCACUGAGCCCUUGGACUGCCUGACCACCACACGAACCCACUAUGUGCCCCACCUGCCCAUGAUGACCAAAAGCUGCAAGCCCGUCUGGUCUGGGCCCCGAGGAAAUAUCCCUGUGGAGGGCCAGACCACAUACACCAUCAGCUUUACUCCUAAGGAAAUGAGUAGGUGCCUGGCUUCAUACCCUGAGCCUCCUGGCUACAUCUUUGAGGAAAUAGAUGCUUUGGGGCACAGAAUAUACCGGCCCGUUUCUCAGACAGGCUCUCGGCGGAGCAGCCGUUUUUCUGUAGGUGAUUCAGAAAAUCCCAACCAGCAGGAGUUGACAGUGUCAGCCUGA
Messenger RNA from Budorcas taxicolor (takin), 1398 nucleotides. It is a transcript of the gene SAXO1, whose product is annotated as stabilizer of axonemal microtubules 1. Gene Ontology annotation, cellular component: centriole; sperm flagellum; cytoskeleton. The record is from RefSeq and is a predicted model, not a curated record. The coding region runs from base 1 to 1398 and encodes 465 amino acids. The transcript has 4 exons. NCBI's taxonomy places the organism in Eukaryota, Metazoa, Chordata, Mammalia, Artiodactyla, Bovidae. Gene Ontology annotation, molecular function: microtubule binding. Gene Ontology annotation, biological process: microtubule anchoring.